GUGGCUGCAGGAGAGUGGGAAAACAAGUGAUUUUACCUAACACAAGCAAGAAAAAAAUAGAGAGAGAAAAGGGACAGAAAGAACAGAAGGACAACAGAAGAGCUGUGUAAAUUAUUUCUUACAUUUAAGCCUCUGGAAGACUCCCAGAGGAGCCACAAGAAGAAGCAACUCUCUCCGCCUCCCUCUUUCCCUCCCUUCAAUCUCCUCCUCUGCCUUCCCCAGCACUCUCACCCAUCCAUGAGUGCGACCAACUCCUCUGCCUAUCGAUCGGAGCGUAGUUUCCACCAGACUUCAUCCUCGUCCUCAUCCUCAUCCUCAUCCUCUAGUAACCCAUACAUGGAGAAAAGCCGGGGACUGUUCGCUGAGGACUUUGGCUCCUUCAUGGGGCCUGGGAGUGAUGCCUUGGGGUUUUCCAGCGGAUCUGGAAAUAUCAAGACUCUUGGGGAUUCCUACCAGUUCACAGUUGACGUGCGAGACUUCUCCCCUGAAGAUGUCAUCGUCACCACAUCCAACAACCAGAUUGAAGUUCGAGCAGAAAAGUUGGCCCAGGAUGGUUCAGUGAUGAACACUUUCACACACAAGUGCCAGCUACCUGAGGAUGUGGACCCCACCUCAGUGACAUCAUCACUGGGCACCGAGGGGACCCUAACAGUCAGGGCACGGCGACAUCCGGCCAAACACGAGCUUGUACAAACCUUCCGCACCGAGAUCAAGAUCUAGAGAGGGACCUGCUUUCUUAUCAUAAACCUCUCACUUUUUGUGAUUUUAUGCAACUUCCUUUAUUUCCUGUCUUCACUCAAACCAUUCUUUACUUUAAACACUCAACAGAGAGUUGGCACUGCGCUCUAUGAAACAUGCCACAUCCUCCUCCGUGACUGCAACAAUGCCUGUCGCUGCUCAUUUAUAUUCUGACAUAGUCCACCAUACACAGCAGCAAUAGGUCAUACCUACGUGUAACAUAUUGAGACACAGGGGCUGGACAAGUACAGCAUUCUCACAAAGACACACACACACACACACACACACACACACACACACACAGAGCAAUUGACGGAUCAGUUCACUUCUAACACAGUUCUAAAAACGAAAACUCACCUCUGAAAUUGAUGGUUGUCACGUUAAUAAUAAUUUAUUGUAUAUUAUCAUUUGUGUGAAUAAAAAUUAUCCUGCUUUGACAAUAAACAUCUGACAACG
Molecule: messenger RNA, 1194 nt
Organism: Epinephelus fuscoguttatus (brown-marbled grouper)
Lineage: Eukaryota; Metazoa; Chordata; Actinopteri; Perciformes; Serranidae
Gene: hspb7
Product: heat shock protein family, member 7 (cardiovascular)
Exons: 3
Coding region: 238-720 (160 amino acids)
Biological process (GO): heart development
Cellular component (GO): cytoplasm; nucleus
Source: RefSeq, a predicted model, not a curated record